Molecule: messenger RNA, 1782 nt
Organism: Ictalurus furcatus (blue catfish)
Lineage: Eukaryota; Metazoa; Chordata; Actinopteri; Siluriformes; Ictaluridae
Gene: htr6
Product: 5-hydroxytryptamine (serotonin) receptor 6
Exons: 3
Coding region: 89-1450 (453 amino acids)
Biological process (GO): chemical synaptic transmission; G protein-coupled receptor signaling pathway, coupled to cyclic nucleotide second messenger
Cellular component (GO): dendrite; membrane
Molecular function (GO): G protein-coupled serotonin receptor activity; neurotransmitter receptor activity
Source: RefSeq, a predicted model, not a curated record
GUAAAUUGGAGAUGUUUGUUUAGCCACUUUAUCUCCAUGUGGCUGAAAGACAACAGAUGAGACCGGGCGCCGCAGGUGGGGUUGUACGAUGAAUGACUCCACUUUUUCGUUGGCAGAAGGUGUGGAUCGUAACAUCAAUGGAAGUGGUCCGUGGCUCCUGGCGGUCAUUAUGUCCCUCAUUAUUCUGGUGACAGCUUGUGGGAACAUCCUGUUGAUAGGGCUUGUGUUCGCCCACCGCUCAUUGCGCUGCACGUCAAACUGCUUCCUCGUGUCCCUCUUUCUAUCUGACUUGAUGGUAGCUCUGGUGGUGAUGCCACCUGCCAUGCUGAACGUGCUCUGCGGCACCUGGGUGCUCUCUCCCGGGUUCUGCCCGGUCUGGCUUUGCUUUGACGUCAUGUGCUGCAGCGCCUCCAUCCUGAACUUGUGUGUGAUCAGCCUGGACCGCUACCUUUUCAUUAUCUCUCCAUUGCGCUACAAGCAGCGCAUGACCCCUCCCCGGGCUUUGCUGCUCGUGGGCGGUGCCUGGGGAUUGGCAGCACUAACUUCCUUCCUGCCAAUAGAGAUGGACUGGCACAGUCUGGGCCGUAUGCAGGACCACUCCGGGAAUGGCAUGAUCAACACCACAGUCCCAUGGUUGAGCUCCUACUAUCCACCGUCAUACUUCCAGCUCUCCAACUCAGGCACACUGUCUUUACAAUGCCAUCUGCGAGUCACUCUGCCUUUUGCCUUGGUUGCCACUUUCCUCACUUUCUUCCUCCCUUCGACGGCCAUUUGUUUCACUUACUGCCGCAUCCUGCUGGCCGCAAGGAGGCAGGCACGUCAAGUAGAGGCUCUCACAUAUCCUCCAUACCCGCAACAUUCACCUGGAGAACCGUCCCGUCCUCCAUCACUCGGACACGCUGCUCAAGAAGUAGAUGACUACAGCCACCAGGAUCCUCCAGUAAUGCGCCAGGCUCCGCUUUCGGUAAACAGCGAACGGCGUCUGGCUCACAGGCAGGGGAAGAAGGCGCUGAAGGCUAGUCUGACACUGGGAGUGCUGUUGGGACUGUUCUUCAGUGCAUGGCUUCCCUUCUUCAUCACCAAUAUGGCACAGGCUGUGUGCGAGUGCGUGCCUCCUUCUCUGUUUGAUGCCAUUACUUGGCUAGGCUACUGUAACAGCACCAUGAACCCUAUUAUCUACCCACUUUUCAUGCGGGAUUUUAAGAGAGCCUUGGGGCGACUGUUGCCAUGCUGCUGUACCUCUCACAUCCCCAGACGUCCGUCUCCUCCACUCUCUCUUUCUCUGCGCAAUUCAGGAGAGCCUCAAUUACAGAUAGAGCCACCCUCGACUGCUUCCGAACCGCCACAGCCUCCUGCUACAGCCACAGACGCCGUAAACCUGCUUGAUGCCGAACACGCCGAGAUUCACCUGCCUUUACUUCUGCCCAACCAGGUAGAUACGCUAGACUGAGGGUGCUCCUGCUGAUAGACUGAGCAAAAAUACUACCAAACAAACAAACAAAAAAAACCACUGUGGACAUAUGAAUGCACAUACCUGACACACAAUAGGAAGAAAACAUGGCGGUAACAGAAGUGUUAACAUUCUAUUAAGGCCGCAUGUUGAAAUCAUCAUCCUUGCCAAAACUGUGUGGGGGCGGUGUUAAGACAACCAAACCAAGACAACAUCACGAUUUGAGGAUGAGCAUGCACAAAGCCUAUGAUGCAUUUAAAACUGAAUUACACAGGCAGCAACAAACCUAUUGCUACUAGCAUUGCCAUAACAACCACAACAACAGAUGGAAG